Molecule: messenger RNA, 4509 nt
Organism: Misgurnus anguillicaudatus (oriental weatherfish)
Lineage: Eukaryota; Metazoa; Chordata; Actinopteri; Cypriniformes; Cobitidae
Gene: adora1b
Product: adenosine A1 receptor b
Biological process (GO): G protein-coupled adenosine receptor signaling pathway
Cellular component (GO): dendrite; plasma membrane; synapse
Molecular function (GO): G protein-coupled adenosine receptor activity
Source: RefSeq, a predicted model, not a curated record
GUGGUGUCUCAUUAUAUACAGUGCGCACUAAUAUUACACUAAACGAGGGCACCGUCCGCCUCACUUACCAGACAUACCAUACUGUUCGUAGUACACGUAAACGAGUACGGACUGUCUGACAAAAAGAAGUAGAAAAGCGUCCGUUCUCAAUUCUCAAGGAGAUAGCCAAAUACACAGCGCGCGCUCGGGAUGGUUCGCCUUUUUGUCUCUAAUCACAGGCACACGCAACGACCUCUGGGUUUGACAUUCGGCGGCAGUGAUUUUCAAACGGAGUAGCAUAUACGUAUUUUGCAAUAAGUGCAUUUAGUUGGCAAGUGGAUGACAAUGGGUGAGACAAAGGGCUCUACCCAUCGACGGCUGUUUUGGGGCACCGCAUAGCUUUCUGCGCUCUGGACAGCCUCAUUUCUAUCAACAAAUAUGACGCGCUCUUUUAUUUAUUUCCACACUGUGUGGACAUCCAGAGAACUGCUUGAGAGUUGCAGGUGACGAAUAUAUUAAUUUUUUUAUUGAAUAAAUAAGUGGCGCGCGCCUGUCUCGCGCAGGUGGAUUCAAUGAAGAGGUACUGGACAAGGCAAGAGGAACCCGCGUAAAACUGGACAUUAAAAUAUUUUUUUAUAAAUUACUUUAAGAAUGACUCCGAUAGGCAUGGAUUGGAUACAUACACUUUCUCUGGACUACAGUUAAUUCAUUUACACAUGACUUUCACUUGAAAAGCCAUUGUCGCGUGAUUAUUUAGCCUAACAUCGCAUCGAUUUUCGUCGCGUGGAAGAAUGCCCGAGGACUUCUCCGCGGCACAAGCCCUCUACAUGGGCAUGGAGGUGGUGAUCGCCGUAUCUUCUGUAUUAGGAAACGUGAUGGUGGUCUGGGCGGUAAAAAUUAACAGAUCUCUGAGGGACACGACGUUUUGCUUCAUUGUUUCUCUGGCACUCGCCGACAUCGCAGUAGGAGCGUUGGUCAUACCCUUGGCGAUAACUAUAAGCAUCGGACUUCAAACUCACUUCUACAGUUGCUUGCUGGUGGCUUGCACAGUGCUGGUUCUGACCCAAAGUUCAAUUCUUGCCUUGCUUGCUAUUGCCAUUGAUCGAUACCUUAGAGUCAAGAUCCCAACCAGUUACAAGCGUGUGGUAACUCCGAAACGAGCCGCAAUAGCAGUAUUCGUGUGCUGGAUGGUGGCCUUCAUAGUCGGCUUGACUCCCAUGCUGGGCUGGAACAAUUUAAGUAACCUGCGACAUAAAAACGGCUCAAUCGGCCCUGACCUCAUCGUCACCUGCCAAUUCGAGAACGUCAUCAGUAUGGAAUACAUGGUCUAUUUCAACUUUUUUGGCUGGGUGCUGCCCCCUUUGCUUUUCAUGGUCAUCAUUUACUCCGAGAUCUUCUACAUGAUCCACAAGCAGCUGAAUAAGAAGGUGAGCAGCCACGCAGAACCGAACAAGUAUUACGACAAAGAACUGAAGCUGGCGAAGUCGCUGGCGUUAGUGCUUUUUCUAUUUGCCGUCAGCUGGCUUCCUCUGCACAUCGUGAACUGCAUCACGCUCUUCUGUCCGAAAUGCGAAAAGCCCAUGUUCCUCCUUUACAUCGCCAUUCUGCUCACUCACGGCAACUCCGCCGUCAACCCCAUCGUUUACGCUUUCCGUAUCAAGAGGUUUCGUACCGCGUUCCAUAGGAUCUGGAAGCAGUACUUCUGUUGCAAGGAUGCUCCGCCCCCUGAGCCCUAUCAGAGCGAGAGACUGGAUAACAACCACUACAUUGGUGUCGCUGCUCCUCCUGAACUUAAUUUGGAACAUAACGUCUGACUAAAAUCCCAGCAUGCUUUGAGGAGGCCUUAUGGGUUCAGUCAUGGUGUGUUUGUAUUGAAUGUAAAUCAGAGAUAAUGCCAUGAACACUGAGGAUAAAAUGUAAAGACUACAAAUGCCCAGAGAAGUGAGUUGAAUCACUUAAGAGAAGGGAACCUACAGAAAAUCGAGCUUUAGGAAGCCGCCUUGAAGAACAUUUCAGGAUGUUCGUGAAAGAACAUCACAGUAAUUUUUUUAUGAUUUAAACAGCACUGUUAAUCUUUUCACAAUUAAGGUAUUCAAAAUUGUGCAAUAUGAUUAAACAUUAAUGUGAUUAAUAUGGAAAGAUCUUAUCACCAGUAACUAGUCCAAUCUGAAUGUAUACAGUAUCACAGCACACUCUCAGGUUCUCAGCCAUUCUGCUUGUAUUGUGAACCUUUGUGCACAAGUACGGGAUGAGGAUGUCAUAAACAGUGACAGGAAUAAGGAGGUACAAAAGUACAUAUACUGCUGGCAGCUGAAACAGGAUUUUACUCACAGUCGAAUUGAGUUUUUUUUUUGCCUUUUAGCAAAUCUGUGUGUUUGUGUGUGUGUGUGUGCAUGCAUGUGUGCGUGUGUGUUUACAGUAUGUGUGUGUAUUCAGUAUGUAAGGGAUUGAAUGUAUGUCAGAACGACUGGACCUGUAAGAGGAAAUGAAGCAAAUAUUCACUAAAUAUUCCUAUUAAUCUUUUUAUGUGGUGAUAAGAAGAAGCCAAAACAAACUUUCAGUUUAUUACUAAAGAUAUUUAGUAAUGUAUUUAAACCUGUAUUAUGUAUAAGUUUUUAGGGUUCAAAAUGAUCAAACCUGAUAGUGUUAUAUGAUUCAGUAUUAUAGCAGUAUUCAGGUAUACUCUUUCAAUCUUAAAGGGGACAUAUCAUGAAAAUCUGACUUGUUAUAUGUUUAAGUGCUAUAAUUGGGUCUCCAGUGCUUCUAUCAACCUAGUAAUUCUGAAAAAGAUGAACCCAGCAACUUAGUUUUGGUAAACUAUACUCUACAAGCAUGUAAAAAAUAUGUAAUUGAAAUUUGGCUCCCCUUGUGAUGUCCGAAGAGGAUAAUGUAGCCCCUUAAUCUGCACUAUCCAACCACGGCACUGCCAUUUAGUGCAAAGCUCAGCUCAUUAGCAUUUAAAACGACACCUAAAAACGGCACAUUUUUGCUCACACCUACAAAGUGGCAAUUUUAACAUGCUAUAAAAAAGGAUAUAUGGGGUAAUUUGGGCUAGAACUUCACAUACACACUCUGUGGACACCAAAGAUUUAUUUUACAUCUUUAAAAAAGUCUGGUGAAAUGUCCCCUUUAAUUGUUGACACACAAAACAUUUACAUGAGUAUGUUACUAUACACUCUUGUUAAAUGUGUGUAGCAGUUGUUUUCCUAUAAUUCAGUUGGUAUAGCAUUGCAUGAGCAGCGCAAAGGUUGUGGUUUUGAUUCCCAAUCCGAGGGAACACAAAUACUGAUGGAAAAACGUAUAUCCUUGAAUGCACUGUCGCCCUUGAAGUCCCUUAUGGAUACAUAUUGAGAAUUUUAAAUUCUCUCAGAGGAAAAGUUCCCCCAAGGUUAACAUUCUGUCACUAUUUAUUUACUAAAGCUAAUGUUGCUUCAAACCUUUAACAACAUUUUAGGGAGAAUGUGCUUUUUUCAUUAAAGGUGCAGUGUGUAAUUUUUAGAAGGAUCUUUUGAAAGAAAUGCAAAAUAAUAUACAAAACUAUAUUAUCAGUGGUGAAUAAAGACCUUUUAAAAUGAACCAUUAAUGUUUUUAUAACCUUAGAAUGAGACUUUUUAUCUACAUACACAGAGGGUCCCCUUACAUGGAAGUUGCCAUUUUGUGCCGCCAUAUUUCUACAGAAGCCCUUAACGGACAAACUUUUUUACGACGUUGUCUCCGAUGAUGAAAUGUUUGUCCGGUGGUGGCUACCAUAGCUUCUUUAUGCAUUUCAAAAGUGAGGGUUGGGCAGUGGACUGAGCCCUAAAUGCCGCUUAAAUUUACACACUGCACCUUUAAAUGAACAUAAACUGUAACCUUUGAAAUGACAUUAAGGUGAGUAAGUAAGGUGUGUAAUUUUUUCAAGAGAUGACUAUAAGUACAAUAAGCCAUUUUUGAAUGAUUUCCUGAAGUGUCAACAUUGUGGAUCUGUGGCACUAUUAAAACAUUCAGGUUGUCUGAUCAACUGAACACAAAGAAAGUGUUUGGGAAACUUGUUUAAGACGUGGUGACACACAGUGGUGAUUCAUUUUACAAUUGCAUUUGAUGACGCGAGUGAGGCAGAAAUGAGACACCUCAGUAUUAAGAUCUGUCUGAUCUCACAUGUCAAUGUACUAGCAGGUCUCUACCUAAUGGCAUCAAAACUGAACAUGUAUUUAAUCUGUACAUAACAAUGUAAUGCACUAUGUAUAAGUACAUUAUGUUCAUAAUGGUUAAACAGUUGUGGAAUUACAAUCAUUUGUAUAUGAAGGACUUCUGAGUAAAUGGGAUGUAUGGGCUAACUAAAUCUGCCACAUUGUUUUUACUUUAUAGUAUUUCAGCAGACAGACACAUCCUUUGUGCCAAUCUGCAUGCAAUCCAUCCUAUGUAGUAUUGGAAAUUAGAAUUGAUACGUCUAUGUUGAAAUGAGUAUCUUUAAAGCAUGCGGAUGGUCUACGUUUCAUAGGUUAAAUCUGUAGUGGAGAUCCAUGCGCACACAAGCAUGUGUAAUCAUAU